Molecule: messenger RNA, 2488 nt
Organism: Danaus plexippus (monarch butterfly)
Lineage: Eukaryota; Metazoa; Arthropoda; Insecta; Lepidoptera; Nymphalidae
Product: scavenger receptor class B member 1-like
Exons: 12
Coding region: 44-1732 (562 amino acids)
Cellular component (GO): cytoplasm; membrane
Molecular function (GO): scavenger receptor activity
Source: RefSeq, a predicted model, not a curated record
UCUGGGUCUGUACUGCGGCGGGGGCGGUCGCGAUGAGAUAAACAUGCUGGAGGAUACAGAGAAAACCUCAGCUUCCCUGAUGCCGAGAGAGGAGAAGGCGGUUAUUGUGCCUGGAAACGGGGUGGGGAAGUUCCUCAUCAGGGAGGACACUAUCCUGGCCGGUCUCCCAGGAUGCGCCGGUUGUGGAAGAGCACAGCUGACCUGUGCAGGAGUUAAGAGACAAUGGUCCGCGCUGUGCUGGGGGAAACAGUCCAACAAAAAGUACUAUACGAUGCUGGUUAUACUCUCAGCGACAUUCGCUCUGAGUUUCAUAGGCACCAUUUUCUUCUGUUUCACGAACACACUAAACGACGCCAUUUUAUCGAACAUGGUCAUAAAGAACAACACAGUAGCGUAUUCUCUGUGGCGGCGGCCGAGCGUCCAACCGCUGAUGAAGGUUCACGUGUUCAAUUACACCAACUGGGAGCGCGUCAGGUCGGGCCUGGACGAGAGGCUCAAGGUCCAGGACGUGGGACCCUUUAUAUACUCUCAGCAAAUAGAGCGAGUGAAUAUCAAAUUCCAAGGAGAUCAGCUGACCUUCCAGGAAAGAAAUAACUUCAGGUUCCGUCCCGAGAAGAGCGGCGCAGCUCAUUUCAACCAGAUCUCCGUGCCCAAUCUGCCUCUCCUGGGUGUCAUAGCCAAUGUGCUGCACUUACCGACCCUGGGUCAGAUCACGGUGCAAUCCACGCUGAGCUUUGCUGACCAUAAUGAAGCCUUCCUCAAGCUGCCAGUUCAAAGGUUCCUGUGGGGCUAUGACGACAGGAUAAUGGACCUGGCCAGGCCUUUCCUCAGCAUCGGAGCACAGUUCCGCUACGAUAAAUUCGGACUCCUCGUCUCGAAAAAUGGCACUGUAUCAGACAGAAUAACAAUAAACACUGGGGAGAAGGACAAAGACAAGAUGAACGUCAUAGAGAAGUUCAAUGGUGACGUGACGCUGUCAUAUUGGGGGAGUUCCGAGUGUAAUAGCAUAACCUCCUCCGACGGCACCAUAUUCCCGCCGUCCCUGCUGAACAAGAAGACCAGGCUGUUCGUGUUCAACUCCAACAUGUGCAGGAGACUGCCGUUCGACUACCUCAAGGACGUUGAGAUGGAACAAGGGAUCCGCCUCAUGAGGUAUGUCAUGCCAUCAAACGUGUUCGACGAUCCCCAAAGCAAUCCCGACAACCAGUGCUACUGUGAUGUAGACAGCGGUACCUGCCCUCCGAGAGGAAUCAUAAACGUCACAGCCUGUACUAUGGGCGCUCCCCUGGUGGCUUCCUUUCCCCAUUUCUACCGCGGAGACCCCAAACUGUAUGAGGACAUCCAAGGCCUGAGCCCCAACGGCGAGCUCCAUGACUCCUUUAUUGACAUACACCCAACCCUCGGCAUCGCACUGAACGGCAGAUCAAGCCUCCAGCUGAACAUCCAAGUUAAGAAGUCCAGCGUGUUCGGCGCUCUCAGUUUCCUGCCAGAAGGAAUUAUCCUGCCGAUCGCGUGGAUAGAAAUGGCGCUCGAAGAACUACCAGAGAGUCUUCAAUCGUUGGUCUACCACGGGACUUUUUCCACAGCGGCCGUGCAACUCGGCCUGGCCAUGUUCUGUUCCGUAACCCUGCUCAUUUCUUCCAUAUGCAUGCUGAUGAUGAUCAUCACUAGAAGAAGGAAACCAUGCGCCACCCUCAAAAUUAUACCAGCCGACAUUGAACUGAAGACUUAAAGUUUUGACAGUGACAGUGACAUAUGUCACCUGACAUUGAUACGACAUGCUCUGUUUUCUGAGCGUAUUAUUAUUUAGUGAGUGUAUGAAGUAUAUAAGAGUUAUUGUAUUUUGUUUCCAAACGUAAUAGUUCGACGUCACUUCACAUAUAUAUACAUAUUUUUAUUGAAAAAUUGAGAAUAUUUAUGUAUAUGUUGUUAAUACGGCAACUGUUCAUUUUUUUUUUAAUCAAGUUGGUGAUCAACCUAACGGUUGAACUCAUUCUGCCGUAUAGGAGCAUAACGUAGUUGCUUAAUACAAAUAUUUUAUUGAAAUGUUUAUAAAACAAAUUAAUUACGAAAUUAUACCGUAUAUGAAAUUUUCCAUAUAUAUAUUUGUCUCAAUAUAACAAAUAAGAAUUUAUAUCUUUUGUAAAUAUUUUAACUUUUUUUCUCUAUUUUUUUUAAAUGGCAACCCGACAAGUCGGUUGGAAUUUUGUUUGUAAAUAAUAGAUAAUUUAAUGUCUGUCUGUUCACCGAGCUUUCUUAACAUUCGUUUAAUGUCACUUAGGUUUUUAUUUUUAUUUAAAUUUUUGUCUGUAAAAUUAUAACUUCUACUUAACUAAAAUUUACUUAUGUUUUGUUAACUAAAAGUGACAUUCAACUACAUUGAAAUGUACAAAAAACAAUUACACAUUACUAACAACGCCGUCUUUUUUUUUCUUUCAACUAAGUGAAGAUUUUUAUUUAAAAAUAAAUCCUUUUUCACUUUUCUUAA